Messenger RNA from Tigriopus californicus, 1382 nucleotides. Its product is annotated as chitin deacetylase 7-like. The coding region runs from base 63 to 1292 and encodes 409 amino acids. The record is from RefSeq and is a predicted model, not a curated record. Gene Ontology annotation, molecular function: hydrolase activity, acting on carbon-nitrogen (but not peptide) bonds. The transcript has 6 exons. Gene Ontology annotation, biological process: carbohydrate metabolic process. NCBI's taxonomy places the organism in Eukaryota, Metazoa, Arthropoda, Copepoda, Harpacticoida, Harpacticidae.
CUUUCUUGGGUCAUUCUCUCGCAGAUCGUUUUGAGACACGGAAGCGAGUAUCCCGAUUCGAUAUGAAGACAGUGAGCAUUGUUCUCUUGGCCUUGAUGGCUUCGGCUUGGGCGCAAGAUUGUGACGUAGCGCCCGUUUGCGAUGAAAGUGUUUGCAACUUGCCCGAUUGUGUUUGUUCCAACACCGUUCCCGACAUUCCUCUGAGGGACCGGCCCAUGAUUGUCUACCUGACCUUUGACGAUGCCAUGACCAAGUUGGCUUCCGACGAUUUCUACUCACAGCUUUUUGAUGGGAGCAAGACCAAUCCUGAUGGCUGCCCAAUCAGAGCCACUCAUUUCUUGACCCAUUUGUACACAGACUACUCAUUGGUGAACAAGUAUUGGCGAAUGGGACACGAGAUGGCCUCUCAUUCCAUUACCCAUCGAGCCAAUGCCACUUACUGGAAGACUUUGAGCAAGGAUGGCUGGGCCAACGAGAUGUCCGGCAUGAAGACCAUCACCAAAAACUUGGCCAACAUCCCUGAAGAUCAGAUCCGCGGAGUUCGCGCACCCUAUUUGCAAGGUGGCGGAGAUAGCCAAUUCCAGAUGAUGUUGGAAGACGGAUUCGAGUACGAUUGUACCAUGCCCAGCCGAAACUUUGGUUACCUAAACAUGGCCAAUGGUCGAUGGCCCUUCACUUACAAUUACCGCAGCGAGAUGGAUUGUCAGAUCGAGCCUUGUCCCAAAUGCUCGUACGAUGGAAUCUGGAGCCAACCCAUUCUAGAUCUGGAUGAUGCCUGGUUGGGUAGCGGUGGCGAUCCCGAGCACGGAUCACCUUGUGGAAUGCUUGACAGUUGCAUUUGCCCAGAAUGCGACCGACCUAAACAAAUUGCCGACAUGAUCAUCAAGAAUUUCGACAUUGCCUACAAUGGCAACACCCGUGCUCCUUUCGGUUUGUAUGUGCACGCAGCCUGGUUCUUCGGCCAGCCUUUCCAUUUUGAGGGAUACCUGCAAGCCGUCGAAUACAUGUUGAGCAAGAACGACACCUUCUUCGUUCCCAUUCACGCUGGAAUCCAAUACCGACAAAAUCCUGUCCCUCUCCAGACGCUCAUCGAUGGCCAAUACGAGCCGUUCAAGUGUCCCACUGAGGCGGAACUCGAUCCCACGGACGAGUACACAUGCACCAACCGUCAGAGUUGCCGUUACCAAGACGUUGAGAACGAAGAUUUGAGUUUGGCCGAGAUCUACAUGGUGUCUUGUAACAGCUGUCCUUCAACCUUCCCUUGGCUCGGCAAUCCCGAAGGCAAUGCCUAAUUUUACCCGACAAUUCACUUCAGCUUGUCCUUGUUUGAAAUGAAACAACGUAUUUACCCAAACAAACAAUAAAAACCACAAACAAAUAGG